Varanus komodoensis (Komodo dragon) is the source of this 708-nucleotide messenger RNA. It is a transcript of the gene BARHL1, whose product is annotated as BarH like homeobox 1. The record is from RefSeq and is a predicted model, not a curated record. Lineage: Eukaryota; Metazoa; Chordata; Lepidosauria; Squamata; Varanidae. The transcript has 3 exons. Gene Ontology annotation, molecular function: DNA-binding transcription factor activity, RNA polymerase II-specific; RNA polymerase II transcription regulatory region sequence-specific DNA binding. Gene Ontology annotation, biological process: regulation of transcription by RNA polymerase II. Gene Ontology annotation, cellular component: nucleus. The coding region runs from base 1 to 708 and encodes 235 amino acids.
AUGGAAUGGAGAGGGAGGCGGCCCCGGCGCCCCGGAAGGUACUUAAUUCCUAAGCGUUUAGAGACGGAGCUAGCUGGAGUUGUCUUUGGCUCCUGGAAGAAAAAGAAAGGACCGAAAACGGUUCGGUUUAAGGAGAAUGGAAACAGCUGGGAACCAACCACGCGGUCGCUUCGAACCUGCUUCUGCGGCGUGAAGGAAGAAGGGGACCGAGAGAUCUCCAGCUCCAGGGACAGCCCCCCGGUGCGGCUAAAGAAGCCCCGCAAGGCGCGCACGGCCUUCACGGACCACCAGCUGGCGCAGCUGGAGCGCAGCUUCGAGCGGCAGAAGUACCUGAGCGUGCAGGACCGGAUGGAGCUGGCCGCCUCCCUCAACCUCACCGACACGCAGGUGAAGACGUGGUACCAGAACCGCAGGACCAAGUGGAAGCGGCAGACGGCGGUGGGCCUGGAGCUGCUGGCCGAGGCGGGGAACUACUCGGCGCUGCAGCGGAUGUUCCCGUCGCCCUACUUCUACCCGCAGAGCCUGGUCUCCAACCUGGACCCGGGCGCCGCGCUCUAUCUCUACCGCGGGCCCAGCGCGCCCCCGCCGGCUCUGCAGCGGCCGCUGGUGCCGCGCAUCCUCAUCCACGGACUGCAGGGGGCCGGCGAGCCCCCGCCGCCCCUGCCGCCCCUGCCGGGGGUCCUGCCCCGGGCCGCGCAGCCGCGGUGA